Molecule: messenger RNA, 2149 nt
Organism: Telopea speciosissima
Lineage: Eukaryota; Viridiplantae; Streptophyta; Magnoliopsida; Proteales; Proteaceae
Product: maturase K-like
Biological process (GO): mRNA processing
Cellular component (GO): chloroplast
Source: RefSeq, a predicted model, not a curated record
AUUUUAUUUUUAUUUAAUUCAAUUGCUUUUUGUUUUUUCAAUUCUAUUCUUUUCUCUUCAGAUUGACAAUAGUGUAUCGAAGAAAUAUAAUUUGAUCGGGGAUAAAUAGAUCUAUUUAUCCCCGUCUCAUAUUCAUAAGUUUGGGUUUUUAUUUUACAUGAUUAUAUCAUUCAAAUGAUGGGUUCGUUGGAUUCGCUAUGAAACAACAAGUAUCUUCUGAAUGAAAAAGAAUUUGAUAAAAAGAAAGGCGGUCUAUAAAUUAAAUUUUUCUAUUUAGUUAUAGAAUUUUUUUUAUUUUCAUUCGAUCUCUUCCUAUUUAUGUUCGUAAUCCAUCAUAAAAUGUUUUUUUUUUUUUUUGCUAGUUCAUAGUUCAAUGUUUUGAUGGGGUCGUGCAAUGCAAUUUCUUUAUUUAUUUUUGAUUUAAUUCCGAUCGUAUCUACACACUAUAAUUCUUCGGGUUGCUAACUCAACGGUAGAGUACUCGGCUUUUAAGUGCGGCUAGGAUCUUUUACACAUUUGGAUGAAGCAAGGGAUUCGUCCAUACCAUUGGUAAAGUUUGUAAGACCACGACUGAUUCUGAAAGGUAAUGAGUGGAAAAAACAGCAUGUCGUAUCAAUGGAGAACUCUGAGAAUACUUCAUCCUUACGGGAUCGGUACAAAAUUUUGUUUGAAUUCUUGGAACGGGACAAAAUAAAAUCAAUUCAAAGUUGGGUCGAGUGAAUAAAUGGAUAGAGCUCGAUGGCUCCAAUUAUAGGGAAACAAAAAGUAACGAGCUUAUGUUCUUAAUUCGAAUGGUUACCCGAUCUAAUUAGACGUUAAAAAUAUAUAUUAGUGCCCGACGCGGGAAAGGGUUCUCCCACAAGUGGAUUAUCCAUUUUUUUUAAUAGAUCCUAACUAUUCUCCAUUAUGGAGUGGAGUCGAAUGUGUAGAAGAAACGGUAUAUUGAUAAAGAUAAUUUAUUCCAAAAUCAAAAGAGCGAUCGGGUUGCAAAAAUAAAGGAUUUCUAAUCCUCUCGGUAUCCUAAAUGAAGACAAACCAAUUCGAUGGAAAAGAGAGGAUAGAGGGUCCGUUGAUUAGCAUACUUGUCUCCGAGGUAUCUAUUCUUUUCUUACUAUACGCCUUGUUUUGACUGUAUCGCACUAUGUAUCAUUUGAUAACCCAAGAAAUACCCGACCUUUGGUUCAAAUCUCAUUUCAAAUGAAGGAAUUACAAGAAUAUUUCGAAAUAGUUAGAUCUCGGCAACAAGACUUCCUAUAUCCACUUUUCUUUCAGGAGUAUAUUUAUACACUUGCUCACGAUCAUGGUUUAAAUAGAUCGAUUCUUUACGAAUCUGCGGAAAAUUUAGGUUAUGACAAUAAAUCCAGUUCACUAAUUGUGAAACGUUUCAUAAAUCGAAUGUAUCAACAGAAUCAUUUCAUUAUUUCGGCUAAUAGUAAUAGUUCUAACCAAAAUAAAUUUCUUGGGCACAACAAAAAUUUGGAUCUGAAAAUGAUAUCAGAGGGGUUUGCAGUCAUUAUGGAAAUUCCAUUCUCGCUGCGAUUAGUAUCUUCCCUAGAAGGGAACGAACUUGUAAAAUCUCGUAAUUUACGAUCAAUUCAUUCAAUAUUUUCUUUUUUAGAGGACAAAUUAUCACAUUUAAAUUAUGUGUCAGAUAUACUAAUACCCCACCCCAUUCAUCCGGAAAUCUUAGUGCAAGCCCUUCGCAUCUGGGUACAAGAUGCCCCUUCUUUGCAUUUAUUGCGAUUCUUUCUCUACGAGUAUCGUAAUUGGAAUAGUCUUAUUACUCCAAAGAAAUCCAUUUACAUUUUUUCAAAAGAGAAUCAAAGAUUAUUCUUGUUCCUAUAUAAUUUUUAUGUAUAUAAAUGCGAAUCCAUAUUUUUUUUCUCCGUAAACAAUCUUCUCAUUUACGAUCAACGUCUUUUGGAGCCCUUCUUGAGCGAACACAUUUCUAUGGAAAAAGAGAACAUCUUGUAGUACUUUUUCGUAAUGAUUUUCAAACCACCCUAUGCUUGGCCAAGGACCCUUUCAUACAUUAUGUCAGAUAUCAAGCCAAAUCUUUUCUGGCUUCAAGGGGGACUCCUCUUAUGAUGAAUAAGUGGAAAUAUUACCUUGUUAAUUUCUGGCAAUCUUAUUUUUAUUUCUGGUCUCA